Molecule: messenger RNA, 1755 nt
Organism: Pipistrellus nathusii (Nathusius's pipistrelle)
Lineage: Eukaryota; Metazoa; Chordata; Mammalia; Chiroptera; Vespertilionidae
Source: the annotation of a GenBank genome assembly
AUGGCUGCCCAGGCCUCAGCACCUGCUGAGGCUGCCCCUGCGGCGGCCGCCACGGGAGCACAGGACCCCGAAGCGGCCCCGGCCAGGGAGAGCCUGGUGGACAUGGAGGCGGAGGAGACAGGGGCGCCCGCAUCGCGGCGCCGGAAGUCCUGGCUGGUGCGGCACUUCUCGCUGCUGCUGCGGCGGGACCGGCAGGCGCAGAAGGCCGGCCAGCUCUUCUCGGGGCUGCUGGCCCUCAACGUGGCCUUCCUGGGCGGCGCCUUCAUCUGCAGCAUGAUCUUCAACAACAUGGCCGUCACGCUGGGCGACGUGUGGAUCCUGCUGGCCGUGCUCAAGGCGCUCGCCCUGCUCUGGCUCCUCUGCUACGUGGCGGGCACUGCCCGCCGGCCGCACGCCGUGCUCUACCGGGACCCCCACGCGGGGCCCGUGUGGGUGCGGGGCUCCCUGCUGCUCUUUGGCAGCUGCACCGUCUGCCUUAAUGUCUUCCGCGUGGGCUACGACGUGAGCCACAUCCACUGCAAGUCCCAGCUGGAGCUCCUCUUCCCCGCCCUGGACAUCGUCUUCACCGGCCUGCAGACCUGGGUCCUCUGGAAACACUGUAAGGACUGUAUUCAGGUGCAGACCAACUUCACAAGGUGCGGCCUGAUGCUGACUCUGGCCACAAACCUGCUCAUGUGGGUCCUGGCCGUCACCAACGACUCCCUGCACCGCGAGAUCGAGGCGGAGCUCAGCGCCCUCAUGGAGAAGUUCUCAGGCAACGACACCAACACCUGCCUGUGCCUCAACGCCACGGUGUGCGAGGUUUUCCGGAAGGGCUACCUGAUGCUCUACCCGUUCAGCACCGAGUACUGCCUGGUCUGCUGCGCGGUGCUCUUCGUCAUGUGGAAGAACGUGGGCCGCCGCCUGGCCCCCCACGCCCACGCGAGCGCCCCCCGGGGCGCCCCGGCCUUCCGCCUGCACGGCGCCAUCUUCGGGCCGCUGCUGGGCCUGCUGGCCCUGGUGGCGGGCGUGUGCGUGUUCGUGCUCUUCCAGAUCGAGGCGAGCGGCCCCGCCAUCGCGCGCCAGUACUUCACCCUCUACUACGCCUUCUACGCGGCCGUGCUGCCCGGCAUGAGCCUGGCCUGCCUGGCGGGCACCGCCAUCCACGGGCUGGAGGAGCGGGAGCUGGACACGCUCAAGAACCCCACGCGCAGCGUGGACGUGGUGCUGCUCAUGGGCGCGGCCCUGGGCCAGAUGGGCAUCUGCUACUUCUCCAUCGUGGCCAUCGUGGCCACGCGCCCCCACGAGCUGCUCAACCGCCUCGUCCUGGCCUACGCGGUGCUGCUCAUCCUGCAGCACAUCGCCCAGAACCUCUUCAUCAUCGAGGGCCUGCACCGGCGCCCGCUCUGGGAGGCCGCGCCCGGGGCCGCCGCCGCCGCCGCCGAGAAGCCCGAGGCCGAGCCCCCCCGCAGGGGCUCCCUGCUGGAGCUGGGCCAGGACCUGCGACGGGCCUCCCGGGCCUACAUCCACUCCUACAGCCGCCUCAACUGGAAGCGGCGGGCGCUCAAGGAGAUCUCGCUCUUCCUCAUCCUCUGCAACAUCACACUGUGGAUGAUGCCCGCCUUCGGCAUACACCCCGAGUUCGAGAACGGCCUGGAGAAGGACUUCUACGGCUACCGGGUGUGGUUCACCAUCGUCAACUUCGGCCUGCCGCUGGGCGUCUUCUACCGCAUGCACUCCGUGGGGGGGCUGGUGGAGGUCUACCUGGGGGCCUGA